GAGGAGUGGCUGUCUGGAGUCUGCGGAUCUACACACCGGUAUGCGCUGUAUGGCGAGUCACAGCUCAGAGGAGCUCAGAGUGAUCGCAGACAGUUUUGAUCACAGACUGAAAACAGAAUAAUCUGCGGGUUCUUGUUUGUUUGUUUCCCGCACACACACAUACACAUUGUGCGUGUUGUGCGGUGCUGCUGCUGCGGAGCUGCGCUUAUUGGAGUCGCGGCUUUACGGAUGGUCGUUUCGGGGCACGGACGGCCAGUUCCAAGUGUCCAGUUCUGCGGUGUGUGGCCGAUGAAGACGGCUGCUCGGUGUGAUGUGUAAUGGCUCCUGCGUUGAGUGCUCUGUGGGGUUCAGGGGUUGCAGGAUCGGAGAUCAGUGGUGAGCUUGCUAUAGUGAGCACACUCACGGCAUUCUGGGCCUUCCUGCUGCUCACUCUGCUGCUGGUACUGUGUGCCGGCUGUCAAGGGCAUAAAAAAGCAACCCAGCUCCCUGGAGACCAUGAGAAUCUGAUGAAUGGGGUGUCAGAGAAGGAAACAUGUAGCCAAACAGCAGAUACAGGCAGUCAUGCCACUGACCUGGUGGCCAGUAGUUCCUUCAAUGGGCCUCUUACAAGUGGUACAGUCCUUACAGACACCGUGGACACGAGCCCACACCCUUCAGAAGAAAUGGUGUCCAUCCAGUCAGAGCAUCGCUCUUCUAAAUGCCACCAGGACCGCGAGUUACCCAGCAUUCCCUGCGCCAACAGUCUGCGGGAUGCGGCUGAAGCCUCUGAAGAGUGCAGAGCUGGGGACAGCACGUACGAGGUGCUGAAGGACGGAGCCUCACAUGAUGCUGUAGAAGACUCUCCCUAUGAGACGGUAAAAGAGUUAAAGGAGGCAUGCCUCACUAACGGCACACUGACCCCUGACGAGCCUCCGACUGCCAAGCCCAACGGGCACCUGAACGCCAGCCCUGGCACGCCCGACCUGUGCCCGCUGGCCGACGGCGCCGAGUACGCCUCCAUCGACCUUAAGAAGAAAAGCCGCUACAGUGUAGAUGCCGAGGCCCAGCGCUCAGCUGUAGAGCAACCCGUAGAGGAGGAGAAUCCACCACCUAUACCUGAUAAAGUGCUGGAUGAGAAUGAUAACCAAAACAUCACUACGCUGCAGAAUGGAGAGUUAUCGGCCCUGUACUCCACUGUAGAUAAGCCAGCGAAGGAAGAGGAGAAUGAACCCGACUACAGCAGUAUCGGCGAGAUUAGGGGCAUAGUGGUGGAGUCGAGCUCCAGCGAGCUGUACGCUACGGUGAGAGACGUGUACCCCUCACCCCCUGCCGAGCAGCCUGCGGAGAACACAGACCAGGGGUACGAGACCAUUAAGAUUGCAAAGAGCGUACCGGACGAGGGCCAGCAGGAUAACGGGCUUUUGGAGUCUGACUACGCAAAUGUUGGAGAGCUGGAGCUAAAUAGUGAGACGUCCCGUCUCUGACUGAGAGUCACACAAUGCUUCAGCGAAUCUGAGUAAUGUAGCAGUGGAUCAGACGGGCUUAGUUUAGCACUUAUUUCCUCAGAAUGACGGCACUCCAGUAAAUGAAAUGAAUAUGGGGUCACUUUUGCUGUUGGUGUAGGGGUUUAGAAAAAACUAUUCAGAUUUGUUGUGGCAUUUAAAUGUAAUGAUGUAUUUCCACAUCACAGUUCCAGCGUCCCUGGUUUGAUCCUGAGCUGGGGUUAAUGUCUGUGUGGAGUUACGUAUACAUGAAGGGUUUCCUCUGGGUUCUCUGGUUUCCUCCAACAUCCCAAAAACGAUGCCGGUUGGUGGAUUGGCAAAGAUAAAUUGCUCCUAGCUGUGAAUGAAUGAGUGAGUGCGUGCCAGUCCAUCUACCUGUGAUCGACUGGCGUCCGAUCCAGUUUAUAUUUCUGCCUAACAACUAGUGUUCCUGGGAUAGGCUCUAGAUCCAUCCACCCUAAUCCUGACCAGGAUAAAGCAGUUACUAAAGAUGAACGAUUCUCUUGCUAUAAAGAAUUCUUAUUAUGUUACUUCUGGUUAGUUUCAUGUGGAUUCGGACAUAGUGCAACAAUCAUUUAAUGGAAUGAAAGGCAGUGUAUGUACAGAAUGGUGGUAUGAUGUGAAUAUUUGGGUGCCAUAAUUUAUUGUCACCGCAGUGCUCUCAUUAUGAUGCUUGACACUUAGAACAGACAACCAGCAACACCGCUAUAGCAAAAUGCAUAUAUUUAAUUACCUCACAGCUUUUGAAUCAGAGAUCAACAUGCAAGAAAUAUGCACAACAUGUAUAGGAAAGAAAAAGAAAAAAAAGACUACUUUCGACAUAUUUGCAGUCAAAACCAAGAGCUUAUAGUAAGAUGAGUUGAUUAUACAGAAAUGCCAGCAUGUAAGAUUUAGCUGUGGCAUUUAUAAUUUUUGACCCCUUGCUACAGAAAAACGAUGCUUUUUAAAAUUUUUUUUUUUUACAUAAAGCAGUGAUCAGACUACAUGACAAUAAAAUUAGCUCAGUGGAAAAGGCAGUUCGCUGAAUGGGAAAGGACGCUGUUCCUGAGACACGUUUGAUUUUUUUUUAACGCAGACUUUAUCUUGAUGAAUGAGGACAGGGCUUUUCUCUCUUUUGUUGGUAAAAGAGUAGUACCGUUCAGCACAGUUAUAAAUAAUACUUACAUAUGUUAGGGUUUUUGUGGUACAAAUGUUUUUUUUGUUUUUUUUGCUUAAUCUAGUUAGCAUCUUGUUAGCAUGUUGGCAUUUCUGGAUCAUGUAGAUAAAAAUCACCUCCUGUGGUACUUACAAUCCUAUUACAUCAAUUCAUAAUGCUAACAAUCAUAGGGGGGGAAAAGCAUAUCUAUUGCUGAUGUAGGAAUUUUCUAAAUUAUUUGUGAAGUGAAGAAUAUUUUCGUGCGUGUCAAAAUGAAUUGUGUUCAUCAAUUAAGUAUUGAUCAGUCAUAUAAAUUGCAUUGCCAUAGCUUAUAGUAGGUACAGAGUCAUAAAUUUGUAAAGCACAAAAGGUACUCACCUUGGCACUACUACCAACAUGUACAAACUUCAAAUACGAAGUGCUUUUCAGGAUGUAUAAAACAGACACUGCAUUAACUUUAUUCAUGACUUAACCUGUUGUACGAUUUUACAUACCACUUCAAUAAUGUGCCUGUCUUCGCUCCUCUCUCAAUGAAGGCUUUAAUUAUGUAUCUCUUUCACAGCACAAGCACAGGAGUCUGUGUGGAUUUUUUUUUUUUUUUUUUUUUUUUUUUUUUUUUUUUUUUUAAGUGCUGUGGAUGUUUAAAAGGAAUUUAAAAGGAAGUUUAUAUAAUGUAAAAGAGGGUCCCACAGCCUAUGGUGUGAUUGUGAAUGGGUCCUGUUUGGUGAAAAUGUUGGUACAUUUUCUUGGUACAAGCUCUGUAUUGUGAAGGUACAUCCAUUAUUUAAUAUCACAAUAUAAUAUAAUAUUAUCAUUUGCAUCCUAGUGAAUUGAGUGCAUUUUAUUUUUUAUUUUUUUUUGUAAAUAUGUAUUACUGCAUUUGUUUUGUAUCAUCAUAAUCUUUUAAAAUGUCAUUUGCCAAUUAAAUAUUGCAGUCAUGCUGGA
Molecule: messenger RNA, 3561 nt
Organism: Ictalurus punctatus (channel catfish)
Lineage: Eukaryota; Metazoa; Chordata; Actinopteri; Siluriformes; Ictaluridae
Gene: pag1
Product: phosphoprotein membrane anchor with glycosphingolipid microdomains 1
Exons: 7
Coding region: 318-1463 (381 amino acids)
Biological process (GO): negative regulation of T cell activation; intracellular signal transduction
Cellular component (GO): plasma membrane; membrane raft
Source: RefSeq, a predicted model, not a curated record